This is a messenger RNA of Neolamprologus brichardi, 4665 nucleotides long. RefSeq names its product glycine receptor, alpha 2 (gene glra2). Gene Ontology annotation, biological process: monoatomic ion transmembrane transport. The record is from RefSeq and is a predicted model, not a curated record. Gene Ontology annotation, cellular component: plasma membrane. NCBI's taxonomy places the organism in Eukaryota, Metazoa, Chordata, Actinopteri, Cichliformes, Cichlidae. Gene Ontology annotation, molecular function: glycine binding; transmitter-gated monoatomic ion channel activity; transmembrane signaling receptor activity.
ACGAUGUCUGAGUUUUUCAAGUGAUUACCUUCCUCGUUUAUUUGACUUAUUGAAAACCAACUCACGUCCGCCACUUUUAAGCCUUGCGCUUGCGCGUAACUCAACCGGGAGCUGUCCAAGUGCUGAAAAGAGAAAAAGGCGUUCCUCUCUCAUUCCUUGACGUUCCCCCCACCUGAGAAAGAUCUCACUUCAUGAGUAACAACGCAAGCCAACGGGCUGUUCUUCUCAAAGCCCGCUCUUACAUCUCAGCCAGCGCCACCGAAGCAGAGCUUCCAGCUGAUGCGUCUUGGAGUUUCACCUUCUCUACGUCUGGCCACUGGACUGAUGUCUCUUCACACCUACGUUUCGACAAAUCUGUUUUCGGGAGUUUCAUGAAACCGCGUUGAGGAAUGUCUCCUGUAUAUUCCUGUGACAAAAGAAGACCCAAACGCCCACGACUUAGUCCGGAAAAAAGCGGGGUCCCUAUCUGGAUUAUGUGUUUGACUAAUGUAAACAUAUGGAAGAAAUAGAAAAGUGAGCACAUGGGGAAACCACCAGGAAUGAAUCGCUCCCUUAUUAAGGUUUUAGCAGCUUUAUUCAUAUAUCUGAUGGAGACAAACAACUUCAGAGUUGUGGACGCCAAGGAGCACGAUUCCAGAUCAUCCUCCAACCUGUCUCCAUCAGACUUUCUGGACUCACUCAUGGGUCGCACGUCUGGGUAUGAUGCGCGAAUAAGACCGAAUUUUAAAGGUCCACCAGUUAAUGUUACCUGCAACAUAUUUAUCAACAGCUUUGGUUCUAUAGCAGAAACUACAAUGGAUUACAGAGUGAACAUCUUCCUGCGGCAGAAGUGGAAUGACCCUCGGCUGGCGUACAGUAAAUACCCAGAUUCCUCCCUUGACCUGGACCCAUCUAUGCUGGACUCCAUAUGGAAGCCUGACCUCUUCUUCGCCAACGAGAAAGGAGCCAACUUCCAUGACGUCACCACAGACAACAAGCUGCUGAGGAUCUUCAAGGAUGGGACUGUCCUCUACAGCAUCAGGUUGACUCUCAUUCUAUCGUGCCCGAUGGAUCUGAAGAACUUUCCAAUGGACGUCCAAACUUGUACGAUGCAACUGGAAAGUUUUGGAUACACUAUGAAUGACUUGGUGUUUGAGUGGCUGGAGAACGGUGCGGUACAGGUGUCGGACGGACUCACCCUGCCUCAGUUUAUCAUGAGGGAUGAGAAGGAGUUGGGCUACUGUACCAAACAUUACAACACCGGGAAGUUUACCUGUAUUGAAGUUAAAUUCCACCUGGAGCGCCAAAUGGGCUACUACCUGAUCCAGAUGUACAUUCCUUCUCUCCUCAUUGUCAUCCUCUCAUGGGUGUCUUUUUGGAUUAAUAUGGAUGCUGCUCCAGCCAGAGUGGCGCUGGGAAUCACCACUGUGCUUACCAUGACCACCCAAAGCUCUGGGUCCAGGGCUUCUCUUCCAAAGGUCUCCUAUGUGAAAGCCAUUGAUAUCUGGAUGGCUGUGUGUCUGCUCUUUGUAUUUGCUGCAUUGCUCGAAUAUGCUGGGGUUAAUUUUGUCUCCAGGCAACAGAAAGAGUUCCUUCGCCUGAGGCGAAGACAAAGAAGGAAUCACAAGGAUGAUGAUUUGCGUGAAGGCCGCUUUAAUUUUGCGGGCUACAACAUGAGCCAAUGUCUGCCAACAAAGGAUGGCUCAGCUGUUAAAAAUGCUGUUCCAGCUCCCAACCCUCAACAAUCAGCCUCAAAGGACAUAGACACCAUGAGGAAAAAGUUUGUGGACAGAGCCAAGAGGAUCGACACAAUCUCACGGGCCGCUUUUCCUCUGGCUUUCCUCAUCUUCAAUGUCUUCUACUGGGUUACCUACAAGAUCAUCCGGCAUGAGGACAUCCAUAAAAAGUAAAGACUUUGCCGUCGGCUGAGAACAUAUUUUACAUUUCUCAGAUUGAGAAAUGCUUAGAAAGCACAGGGAGAUGAGAGGGUAAACUGUGCAUUGAGAGGCACCAUUGUGGUAAUGGUGGUGUUCUUUCAGGGAUAACGUACAAUAUUUAUGAAUCGUACAGUAAUGUUCAUGAUUUGAUAAUGUGAACAGUUGUUCAGACACAGAUGCUUUACUUGUUCUUGUACUGCUGCAAAAUAUUUUCUGAAGAUUAUAGAGAAAAGGUCUUAGCUCAAGACUCACUAACAUGCUGGAGAAGGUGGACCAAAAUGAUUUUGAAUUGAUUCAGCCUUGAGGUCUACAACCAAGAAACACAGGAACAUUCCAUGAAUCCGUAACUCUAAGAUAGCUCUGUCAAGCCCUCAAGACGUUUUGCAAAUUUUCUUACCGAGGUAGCAUAGGACUGUUUUAUAAUGGACUUCUGUCAUAGAACUUCCACCCUAUUUAUACAAAACAUAACUCUCACAUAGCAUUACAUAACUUUUGGGGCCAGGGACCUCUAAAAAAUAUGUUUCAAGAAGCCCUUAACAAUCGUAACACGCUGAUGUGGUAGAAUCGCUGGAUGAUGUUGAAUAACUCAGUUUCUUAAUGCUUGUCUGCUACUUAGAUGGCUAACAAGCCAAGCUAAACAGCACCCCGUCUUUUUUUUUACACAGUUGUCACACUUACAUGUUUCAGAUCAAUUUUAUUAUUAGACAAAGACAAUAUGAAUAAAUACACAAUAUAUUUUUCAAAUGCUGAUUUCAUCUAUUAAGGAAAAAUAGUUACUCAAAACUUUGCGAUUAUAGCCAAAACUCGAUGACUGGUUGUUCCAGGCUUGGCAGUAAGAACUACAGUCAAGAGUUUGAGAUAAUUAUUUGAGCCAUUCAGAUUUUAGACAUGGUGGUGUGUUUCAAAUCAUUGUUCUGCUGCAUAACCUGCUGGAAAUGAUGGCUGGGCAUUCUCCUUUAGGAUAUUCUGGUACAGAAUUCAUGGUUCUAUUAAUUACAAUGAGUCAUCCAGAUCCUAAAACAGCAAAGGAGCCUCAGACCAUGACACUACCACCACCAUGCUUGACCGUUGGGAUAAUGUUCUUUUUAUGAAAUGCUGUGUUAGUUUUAUGUCAAUAUGUAACACAACAAAAAAAAACCCUUCAAUGAGUCAAUAACUUGGUUUCUCAUCCGUUUCUUUAUAUUGUGGCAUGAGUGUCAACUAGUCAACUUCACCUGGUCAGGCAAAGUUGACUAGUUAAUGGGAUUUAUUGAUUUUGCAGGUCUCACAGUAAUCAGGCCUGAGUGUAGCCAACUAUACUGAACUUCAGUCAUUACAUCUCUUAUAUUAGUCCAUGUUUUUAAUCCCCUCUUGGAUUUGCCAUUAAAUUGGGAAGAGAGACACAACAGUGUCAGAAUGAGGCUCUCUGUGUUGUUUUCCAAAAAUAUGUGGUUAAUCACAGUUAAUUCAUGAUUUAACAAGGGGGACAAUUACUUUUUCACACAGGGAUAAGUACGUUUGGUGAGCUUUUUUCCCUUAACAAAUGAAAUAAUCAUUUAAAAAUAAAAUUUUGUGUUUUCUCAGGUUAUUUUUUUCUAACACUAACAUUUAUUUGAUGAUUUGAAAUAUUCAAGUGUGACAAAUAUGCAAAUAAAGAAAUAAAUAAGGAGUAAGAAAUCAGAAAGGGGACUUUCUCACAGCACUGUAAGUGGUUUCACAUAAGAUUGGUAUCAUCUGUCAUAAUCAUUCCAGAGUUUCUAUUGGCCCAAAUAUAACAUGGGGUGCACCCAAUUUAGUGCUGCAAAUGAUUCCAAUCCCUUUUAAAUGAUAGAAAACAAUCUAUCGGUCUUUAGCUCAUAAUUUCGCCCCUGUGGAUCCCCUGGCUUUACUUUGAGAACCACUGUUUCGAACUAUACGAGCAGAGCACUAAACUAAGCAGCAGUAAAUGUCUCAGGCAUGGGUAUGAAUAAGUCAGAUGAAAAUCUGGAAUCAGGAAUUGGGUUCUGCAUUUUUACUAAAUCUCGAGGCCUUAGAUGUCAACAAUUUGGUCGGAUAAAGUGCUACGCUUCUCUGUUUUUCCCUUUUGGGCGGUCUAUCACAGCUGAACGCAGCCUUUGAGCUUUUCUACCAGUGGCCAGACAUCCAAAGGUACUUAACAAUGUUUCCUUUUUCUCCAAGUGAAUUAUAAAUAUUCGGAAAUGAUGUCACCCUUUUGUUGAUGUCUUUAACUUUGCUUUUCAUUCUUGUGCAGUUUAUUUAGCAAAAUAUCAUAUAUCUCACAUGAAAAAGGUAUAAUGGCUUAUUUUGAGCAAGUGUAUAGGUAAGCCCACAAACUGUGAACAUGCACUAUGUUGCUUAAUGUUAUCACACGCCCGUAUUCACGUGAAUUAUUUUAAAUUCCAGGGUUAAUACCCCCAGGUAUGUAAGGUAUAGUUUUAGAAUUUGAGCUAUGUUUUUGUAGAUUUAGACAAAUAAAAUAUUUAUUGUAAUGGGAAAAGGUUAUGUUUGUUAUAAAAUAAUAUCUUUCUGUAUACUUCCGCUGUGGACUGUUUCCCUUCACUUGUUUGUUGCUGGCUGAUGAUAUUUGUUUGUAGAUGGACUGAAAAGUGAAGGACAGAUCUGCAUAACAGUAAUGGUACAAAGCAGCUAAUGACCCUUGCACUCCUUAUAUACUGUGGUGACAAACUCUUUUCUUGAAUGCUAUUCAUGAAAAACGGUUAUUUAUUGGUCUGUACAUCAAUAAAAUUGACUGUGCACCAUAUUUACUUUA